Molecule: messenger RNA, 2184 nt
Organism: Drosophila sulfurigaster albostrigata
Lineage: Eukaryota; Metazoa; Arthropoda; Insecta; Diptera; Drosophilidae
Product: sodium-dependent nutrient amino acid transporter 1
Biological process (GO): sodium ion transmembrane transport
Cellular component (GO): membrane
Molecular function (GO): L-amino acid transmembrane transporter activity
Source: RefSeq, a predicted model, not a curated record
GCACAGAUAAACAGCAUGAAAUCAUUGCAACAGAAUCCGGCCUUUGUGGGUGACGAUGGACACAGCACAACCAGCACUUUGGCCAUGUCGUCAUUGCCAGGACAACCAGCAGAGACAAGAGAUGAUGCUGAGCACGCUGCGGGCAAAACGCCAACGGGACAAAAUGAACGCGACACCUGGGGUAAGGGUGUGGAGUUCCUAAUGUCCUGCAUAGCGAUGUCUGUCGGCCUGGGCAAUGUUUGGCGCUUUCCGUUCACAGCCCUCGACAAUGGAGGAGGCGCUUUCCUCAUACCAUAUCUCAUUGUGCUCUUUCUAAUUGGCAAACCCAUUUACUACCUGGAAAUGGUAAUUGGACAGUUUUCAAGCCGCGGAUCCGUUAAGGUCUUCGAUUUGUGCCCUGCAAUGAAAGGUGUUGGCGUUGGCCAGGCAUUCCAGGUGUUCAUGUUAAGCACAUAUUACGCCUCUCUGGUGGCCAUAUUCUGUCGAUACUUUGUCGACUCAUUUCACAACCCGUUGCCAUGGGCGACGUGCCGCGUGGAAUGGGGCGAGAACUGUAUUGAUUCAGCGCCAGGCGACAGCAAAAUCAAUUGGAAUCGUGGACUAAAUUCUCAAGCUGAUAAUGACUCAGAUCGCAUAACAUCCAGUUCGGAACUGUACUAUGUCAAAGAGGUUCUUCGCGAAAAGGAUCAAAUUGCUGAUGGCAUUGGGCUGCCCAACUGGGAACUUGUGAUUGGUCUGUUCGUCUCUUGGACGUGUGUCUUCCUCAUUAUUCGCCGUGGCGUCAAGAGCUCCGGCAAGGCAUCUUACUUCCUUGCCUUAUUUCCUUAUGUCAUAAUGGGCGUUCUUCUCGUUCGAGCUGUUACUUUGCCUGGCUCCCUCGAUGGGAUUUACUAUUUCAUCAAGCCGAAUUGGGAAAAGAUUUUGGACCCCAAAGUAUGGUAUGCCGCUGUCACGCAAUGCUUCUACUCUCUGUCCGUCUGUUUCGGCAACAUCAUAAUGUACUCCUCGUUCAACAAAUUUGGCCACAAUGUUCAUCGAGACGCAACAAUUGUGACAGCUUUGGAUACGGCCACUUCCCUCCUUGCGGGUUUCACCAUCUUUGGAAUCUUGGGUCAUUUAGCCCAUGAGAUCGGUACCGAAGACAUUGGCAAAGUGGUGAAGGGCGGGGCUGGACUGGCCUUCAUAUCGUAUCCUGAUGCCAUCGCAAAAUUCAAGCAGCUGCCGCAAAUCUUCUCCGUCCUCUUCUUCCUUAUGCUCUUCGUACUGGGUAUCGGCUCCAACAUAGCUAUGACCUCGUGUACGGUGACCGCUAUUCGGGAUCGUUUCCCCAACUUUAAGCAAUGGCAAUGCUCUUUGCUCAUUGCCGUCGUUAGUUUUCUCAUUGGUCUGAUGUACAUCACGCCGGGUGGUCAAUAUAUGCUUACGCUUGUCGACUUCUUUGGAGCCUCGAUGAUUGCCUUAGUUCUGGGGAUUGCUGAGCUGUACACUAUUGGCUGGAUCUAUGGCACAGAUCGACUUUGCAAAGACAUUGAGUUCAUGCUGGGUCGCAAGGUGGGACUCUACUGGCGACUUUGCUGGGGCGUCUUCACCCCGCUCAUCAUGACCGUAAUCCUGAUAUAUUUCUACGCCACCUACGAGCCACUCACCUAUAACAAUCAAUACUAUCCCGCCUGGGCUUAUGGGGUUGGUUGGUGUAUAACAGCCUUUGGAAUUGUACAGUUGCCAAUUUGGAUGAUUGUGGCCAUCAUUAGAGAGCCGGGCAGUACUCUGGGCGAAAAGGUGCGUGGUGCCUUCCGACCCAAAAAGAAUUGGGGACCCAUGGAUCCACUGCUUAGAGAACAGUACAACAAGGAAAUUCAGCACGAGCUGGUACCCAAACGAGGAAGGGGAUUUUGGGCCAGUAUCAGGCAGAAUAUCUUUGGUUAGGUUAAAUUUAGAUCUCCGAGCUCGCAAGUGGUGAAAAGAAUUUUAUAAAAGUGUGCAAAUAUGAAUUUAUUAACUGUGCCAAUUAAAUAUUUUUGAAAAAACAAUUUUCAUCAUUUGUCAUUCAAAGAAAUAUAAUUUUUAUUUUUAUAAUUUAUAGCCUGUUUCCACAUCACCAAAAGUUUGGGUAUUCCCCAUGUAUUUCAAUAUAUUUGAAAUGUCACAUUUGCCCCGUGUAAAAUCUCAUACAAAUAAGAAAAA